Phalaenopsis equestris is the source of this 631-nucleotide messenger RNA. RefSeq names its product probable WRKY transcription factor 50. Gene Ontology annotation, molecular function: sequence-specific DNA binding; DNA-binding transcription factor activity. The record is from RefSeq and is a predicted model, not a curated record. Lineage: Eukaryota; Viridiplantae; Streptophyta; Magnoliopsida; Asparagales; Orchidaceae. The transcript is spliced from 2 exons. Bases 2 to 631 code for a protein of 209 amino acids. Gene Ontology annotation, biological process: regulation of DNA-templated transcription.
UAUGGCAGCUCUCUUAGAGUUCACUGACCAAACCACCAACCUCUCCUCCUUCCACUUCCCUGAAUUCUACUCGGACGGACAGCAGGAGCUCAACGUCUACGACUAUGCCGGAGCCGAUGAAGCCCAUCUCUUCGACGAAUCGUGCCUCACGUUUGCCGGUGAUCCGGAGGCUGCAGCGACAUCGGUGUUGAUUGCGACGAAGCUAGUUGGCGGCGAACGGAGGGGCGCUGAGGAGAAUAAUGAAGAAGUGAAGAGAAGGAAAGUGGAGGCUGAGUUUAGAAUUGGAUUUAGGACAAAGUCUGAGGUGGAGAUAUUGGAUGAUGGUUUCAAGUGGAGAAAGUAUGGGAAGAAGGCUGUGAAAAAUAGUCCAAAUCCAAGGAACUACUAUCGCUGUGCAAGCUCAGGCUGCGGGGUGAAGAAGAGAGUAGAGAGGGAUAGAAAUGAUCAGCGCUACGUAAUCACAAUAUAUGAAGGAACGCAUAAUCAUGAAAGUCCAGACAUAAUUCGCCAUCCAUUUAUUACAUAUGAAAUAGCUUCUAAUUCAUCUUCUUGGGCUAAUUCAUGUGCCCAGAUGAUGCCUGCAAUGGCUACAAAUUUUACAUGGAGUUCAAAAUUUGCUCCCCACACUUGA